AAAAUAUACUCAUGUGGUGACCAAAAAUAAAAAUAUUUUGACUAAAACAAAAUGGCAUUACAUUAUUACGGGUAUCAAAGCUGUCGUCGUGGUUCGGAGACAGCGACGGCCCAACGCCGUAAUGUGCCACAUCAAAGUGCGGGACGUAUGCCAUCUGAGCCACCAUCGGAGAGUGGAGAAAGUGGUGGAGCGAUGAGUGAUUUAGAUAGUGACAGUGGAGGAUGCAGUGGGGGUAGUUCAUCGACGAGUGGUAGUGGCAGUGGUGGAUCCAGUGAAGACCCAGCGAAUGGUUUACCAUAUCCAGGCAUUGCACCAAUUGCAUUACGUUAUCUUGGACAAACGACACGUCCACGAAAUUGGUGUUUAGCAUUAAUAUCAAAUCCAUAUCCUUUUUAA
Molecule: messenger RNA, 396 nt
Organism: Chrysoperla carnea
Lineage: Eukaryota; Metazoa; Arthropoda; Insecta; Neuroptera; Chrysopidae
Product: voltage-dependent T-type calcium channel subunit alpha-1G-like
Exons: 2
Coding region: 52-396 (114 amino acids)
Source: RefSeq, a predicted model, not a curated record